Scleropages formosus (Asian bonytongue) is the source of this 4562-nucleotide messenger RNA. RefSeq names its product homeobox protein Hox-B6a-like. Lineage: Eukaryota; Metazoa; Chordata; Actinopteri; Osteoglossiformes; Osteoglossidae. The transcript is spliced from 2 exons. The coding region runs from base 2164 to 2850 and encodes 228 amino acids. Gene Ontology annotation, biological process: anterior/posterior pattern specification; regulation of transcription by RNA polymerase II. The record is from RefSeq and is a predicted model, not a curated record. Gene Ontology annotation, molecular function: RNA polymerase II cis-regulatory region sequence-specific DNA binding; DNA-binding transcription factor activity, RNA polymerase II-specific. Gene Ontology annotation, cellular component: nucleus.
ACUUUCGGAACAUUAGUUCCUCAUUUCUUCGUUUUACUAAGAAACACAUAAAUAGGUUAAUCGUUUUGCUUUCUCCAAAUCGCAUGGUUUUUGUUGAUACAAAAAAAAUAAAGGAGUAUGUAAGUAAGCUUGUGCCUAAACUUUUCACAUAUUAUGUCUGCAUACUAAAUUAACAAUAUUAUUUGGUUAAACCACUGAAAACACAGCAGACACACGAACUCAUUUUUAUUAUGAGUUUUAAUAAUAUUUUCUGCAACAUAACCGCAUGUUCUUAAACGUUAAAAAUUCUUAAAAGAACAACAUACAACAUGCAUUUGUGAGGAAAAGUAUAAUAUUAAUAAUACACGUAGAAAAGCAUAAUUGAAAAUCUCAAAUAAAAAACUUGAAAGCCAUUUGGCAGUAUAAAAAAACAACAGUACAAAGAGGAAUAUUAUAGAAAUAGUAAAACUAAUAGCAUUUCGGCCUUAUACACGUUCGUGGACUAUGAAGGAAAAACGAGUAUUUGAACAACUAUUUUCGUGCGCGCGCACGCAGAGUUACCCGUUUACUCGAACAGGAAUACAGUGGUUUAUACUUACAAGGCAAAAGAUAGUUGGCACACGAAGAUUUUCAACAUUAGCCACAGCUACACACUCUUGGCUCAUUCUGCACAGCUGAACUUAAAAUGUCUUCCUCCCAGAUACGCAUCCUGGCUGCAGUUUCCGCCGUCCACUUGUUUCCUCUUCCAAACUUUACCUUCCACCUUUUUUCCCUUACAGUACAUGUUUUCUCAGCCCUCCACAAGUGUUCUCCGCGGCUCUGGGUACAACCGGUGCGCAAACGGAGGCUCUGCGAGGAGAAAAACUCGAAUAAAUACAACAUAUCUGUCGGGAAAUACCGUUUCCUUGAACUGUUCUCUCCCUAAAUUUAUUGUGCGUCUCACAAAGGGGUCGCCAGAAAAACCAAGUAAGAAAUACACUGGAUAAUAUUUACAUUACCAAAACACCAACGUGUAUUUUAAAUAGCAGAAACUUAAGAACGAGACCCAAAUAAGGGAGAACUUCCAUUAGUAUCAAAUGAACAUUAGAAACAGAAAUUUAACAAGUCCACUGAAAUCAUUUUUUCCCGUUUUUAAUUUCAAUUUUUCCCUCGUUGCAAAUGUAAGUGUGUUAAAUUUAUUUCCGAAGGGUAAGAAAGGUGUGGAAACUGGGGAAUACAUGUCUGCAGCUUUUUACUUUUUUUCUCACUCAAUUUUCUUUAAAUUUGAAAGCACAGCGUGUGAAUGAAGUGCUUUGCUGGAAGACGCAAUUAAUAAAAACAGUCAUCAUACACUGCUCUGUGUGUCAUGAGACAGAAUACCGAAAAAGAAAAGUUGAAUUAAAUACUUUAAUAAUUUCCUUCAAAACAAGGUCACCUAGAAAAAUAUUUUGUAGCACUGUGACGUCUGCAUCAUGUUCGACACACUGUCACUAUAAAACAAAACACGCCAUGCUGUACCCGUUUGUAAAUUUUAACCUAUAUCUCAUCUGCUGUAAUUGUUGCUGACAUAUAUUACUGCUGGUGUUUUGAUUAGUUUGUUAUGGAUAUCUUUGAAAUGCCAAGAAUUCAUUUUUAUAAAUCUAUGUCAACUCACAGAAAGUAUAGACUGGCAUGUCGCUCUCCCACGUAAACAAAUGGAAACCACAAAGGCAAUAUUAUAUAGAAAUUCGUAUUCGCAAUAUUUCAUUUACAGCAUGUAAAAGAAACAAAAUGCAAAACGUAAUUAAGAAAUUCACCAGAUUCGAAGAGCUGCUGAAACGCUCACUGCAGGGUGAAAUAUAUUUAUUGUGACGCACGUUUAUAAAUGUGAAUAAAUAUUCAAUGUAACACUUAAAAUGAGUCAGACUGCGUGAUUUCAUUGGAAGCGGAGGCCAGACGGAGCAAAACGUCUGAGCUUUCUGGUUCGUGCGGGGGUCCCCCGUGCGCGUGCACGCAGAACCCCCUCGUGGGUGCUGUUUUGCCAUCACGGGCGUUCGUGAUUGGUCAGCCUCUGAUCAGAUGGUACAGUUCCCCUCUGUCCCGCACUGGCACCUCGCCACCCCCCUUCAGCUAAAACCCAAUCUCCGAUAAACUACUAAUAGCUAAACCACUUGGAAUAUAUAACACAACAAAUCAUAAAGCGGGGGAAAGAAGCGUGCCCUCCCAAUGAGUUCCUAUUUUGUAAACUCAACUUUCCCCGUGACUCUGCCCGGCGGACAGGAGUCUUUCCUGGGACAGAUACCGUUAUACUCCUCGGGAUACACGGAUCCUAUUAGACACUAUUCUGGAGCUGCCUAUGGAGCCAGCGGUGUCCAAGACAAGUCUUACCCAUCUUACUACCACCACCAGAGCAGCAGCGGCUACGGGCGGACCAGCACCGCCGCCGGUGCGUGCGAUUACCCAGCGGGCAGCUUCUACAGAGAGAAGGAGCCCGCCUGUGCGCUCGGCAGCCUGGACGAGCACCCUCUCCUCCUGAACCCGGAGCAGCGCAAGUCUGACUCCUCGGGACACUUAAAAAGUAUUUUCUCUGACAGCGAGGAGCUCAAGUCCAGCGCUCCAGUCUACCCGUGGAUGCAGAGGAUGAACUCGUGCAAUGGGGGCUUCGGCAGCACCGGCCGCAGGGGUCGUCAGACCUACACACGGUACCAGACCCUGGAGUUGGAGAAAGAGUUCCACUUUAACAGGUACCUGACCAGGAGGCGCCGCAUCGAGAUCGCGCACGCACUGUGCCUCACCGAGCGCCAAAUAAAGAUCUGGUUCCAGAACCGCAGGAUGAAGUGGAAAAAAGAGAACAAACUGAUCAACUCGUCACAGAGCACGGCCGAGGAGGAAGAAGAAAAGAGGACGGAAUAAGGGAUAGGAAAAGAGAAGAAGACACACACAUGACUACUGUGCAGUUGAAUAAAACACAGACUCGACUCCUUAAAAAUGUGCACCAGUAUAGUGGUCCUUCAGUGGUUCUGUUGUAGCAUUCCUGGCGUCCAUCGUAUUUUCCAAGUGUGAUUUUUAAUACUAUUUCUGGACUAUGACUAUGUUUGUGCCUCGUCUCAUGUCAAACAACUACUUGAUAAACAUGUCAGAUUCAUGUUCAUAUUUAAACUGUACAUACUUUACGGGAAAUGGUUUCCUGCACGUUCAAAUGUCGUUUUUCCUUCAUACGUUAAAUACCGGGCGUCGACAUGUUGAGUUUCUGGAAAAAUUUAGGAGUAAAACCGAGUCAGAGGAUAACUCAGAAGUACAUAGACUGAUGAUAAUGUUUAUAUUUUAACGUUUAACUUUAUACAUGAUUGUGUUUGUACAUUUGUGGCGGAAGGUAUCUAAUAGAGGAAUCACACAAUGUGUUUUUCUUGUAUUUUAAAGCGCUAGGCAACUUGUGCUGUAAAUGUCAUAAAAAUGAUUGUCAGACGAUGCUCUGUCCAAUAAAAACAGUCAAGUCUAGUUAAUAUAUACAUAUAUAUAUAUUUUUUAUUUUAGUAGCAGUUAGUUGAGCACUAAACUGUUCUGUCUUAUUAAACGAACCAAGGCCCCCCUGAUCACAACACUGACAUCCUGUUCAUUUAUUGAGUACUGACACGAUUAUGCCACAGAAGUCCUGUUUGUGUUUCAUAGUGACGGAAAAUGGAGAAAGAUUCAGGCAUUAUCCAGGCAUGCAUCAACAGCAUAUAAAGCAAUAACUUUUUACAGGAGUGGCGGUAUAACCGUCCUCACAGGAGCUCCAUCAAAACGGAGGUCCGGAAAAUAUCUUUAAGCGGUAUUUUAGACAGUUUAGAAGAAACCCUCCGGGACGAUUGUGCUACAUUACUUAGUACAGCUGAACAUACUAGAUAUAUUUUCGGUUGGAACUGGCCCGCAUUCCUUGAGUGUCUGUCCUUGAGUAUAACCUGGCGUUGUUUUAAUUAAUCAGGCGCAUCUCUGCUGAGGAUCUACAAAUCGCACUUGUUCAAGUACUUUAUGACAUAUUUUCAGAAACGUCCAUACAAAAGAGCAAAUACCGAAAGUUAACAUAUUACGCAGUUAGUGGGCAGUUACGCAUUUUUAUUGACAUUUAACACAUGAGACGCCCCCUCCCCCACCAACGCCCAGCUCCCUUCACCUGCUGCCAAGCGUUUUCAAGUACAGCAAUUAAAUGGAAUAUUAUGGUGGAAAGCGCUCAGAAACUGAAGCAACCAGGGAAAAAUCGAUUAGAGUUUGUUAUAAGCCCGUAUAAACAAGGCAUUUUUAAUUUAAUAAUAAAAAAAAUCACUUACAGCAUGACUCCAAAAUUGCAAAUUUUCAGCAAUAUCAACAAUUUCCAAUAAGGUGGCGAAAAAUGUGUUUGUUUUGCACUUAACCUUUCCUUGACGCACUGCUGUUGCAAGAAUAAAGACUUAAAAACGCUGAUUUUCUCAGUAAAACCAGUAUGGGAAUAGAGUAACGACGCACCUGAGGUGCAUAGAGUAAAAAAUAAAAGAAUAAAAAAGACGUCCUUAAUGAUGGGUAUUUACAUUGUAUCAGUUUUGAUGUUCUGAUUAUUGAUCCCAAAUCCCUCCGCUUUCUAGCAUAACUAAAAUGCUUACAUGCACGAA